Molecule: messenger RNA, 1996 nt
Organism: Onychostoma macrolepis
Lineage: Eukaryota; Metazoa; Chordata; Actinopteri; Cypriniformes; Cyprinidae
Gene: illr4
Product: immune-related, lectin-like receptor 4
Exons: 7
Coding region: 33-791 (252 amino acids)
Source: RefSeq, a predicted model, not a curated record
AUGCAUCCUUUCUGAAUCAAAGAUUGAGAAAAAUGUCUGAGGACGUUGUAUACUCGGAGGUCGUAUUUGUGAAAAGAAACAAAGUCGACAAGGAUGAUCCAGAUGAGUGUCAUUUAGGUGAUUCGUCUCGAGCUCCGCAAAAGGCCAAACAGUGUUGUGACUGGGUUCGAAUGGUGCUGCUGCUGCUCUGUAUUCUCCUCACGGGCGCGCUGGUCGCACUCAGCUUCCAGUGUGUAUAUACAGAGAAAAAGCUUGAAGAUCUUCAACAGGUCCACAAUGUGCUAAAUGAGAACUUAACAGCAGUGCUUCAAGACAUGCUUCACUGUACACAAAAGUUGUCCAAAGCUCUGUAUGACAGUGCAUGUCCAAAGAACUGGGAGUAUCAUGCAGGAAAAUGUUACCUUUUCUCCACAAACAAACUGAGCUGGACUGAUAGUCGAGAUGCCUGUAUCUCAGAUGGCGGUCAUCUGGUGAUUAUAAACAGCAGAGACGAGCAGGAGUUCCUGAUAGGCAUUAUAAAAAUCGAAGUGUCAUUCUGGAUCGGCCUCACAGAUGAGAAGUUAGAGGGUCAAUGGCUAUGGGUAGACAACACAAAUCUUUGCAAAGAUAAAAGUUACUGGACUAGAAAGGAACCAGAUAACUGGAAAGGACAUGGGGGAGAGUACCCCAGCAGAGAGGACUGUGCUCACAUACAUAAAAACUCCAUCCAGGAUCUUAAGAGCUGGUUUGAUGCUGUCUGCAAUAAAGCACUCAGAAGAAUAUGUGAGACCAGAUCCUCCAGACAAACAUAGUGGCCGUGUUAAGUUGUGUGUCAUCAGAAGCAGAUUAUUUGAAAACAAAAAUGUGGCUUAUGACAAGGGAAUAUCAGUCCAGUAUAUUUACUUUAUGGCCCAGCAUCGGUGUCGCAUAAGCCCCUGUUGCUUUUGUUCGGCUGGGGGUCUGUGGAACCUCAAAGAACUUUGGUAAUAAGAUGCGUUUGGAAAAGACUGAACAGACAGUUUUGCUGUACUUUUUUUUUUUACUCGCUUCUGCUAGGAAGCUUUGAGGCCUUGAGUUCAGCGAAGUAACGGAUUUGAAUCUGAGCUCUAAAAUUGGCCAUAAAUAAUAAGUGGAUCCUGUUGCAAAAUAAUAAUAAUAAAAAAAAAAUCCUUCAGGCCUUCGCUUGGGCUGAUACGUGUUGGUGUCUUUUUAAUAUUUAGCCCUGUCUUAGGCUUUUUACUUUGCUUACUAUGAGAGUGCCUGGAUUUGGAUUUCUUUUGUAUUUUGCAACAGGAUCCACUUAACAUUUUUGACAUUUCGUUCCCUCUCUGGAGCACCCAUAGUUUUGCCUGUAAGUCCCUGAUUCACCCCUGGUCAAGAUGGUUUCAUUAUUACCCAAACUGGCCAUAUUGGAUUUCAAAAAGAUAUUUCGCUGCUUUUAUUCAAUUUUAUUGUCCAAUUUUCACCCAAGUUGCCUGAAAAAGAUCCUGUGACUAAACCAUGCAAAAGUUAUAUUUAAAACGUAGCAAACCACUUCUUUUCAAAUCAGAUGUCUGUCAAAGAAUUGAAAAUAUUUGUAAUGCUCCAAACCAUUUUUCUCAAGUUUUCUAAAAGUGAAAACUGUUUCAAAGUAAAUCCUACACUAAUUGUUUUUGGUGUGGAUAUGUUUGCUGCAGCAUAAAAUCUAUUUUGCCUGCCAUGCAGAAAGUUUAUUUGCAACAAACAGUAAAAAAAAAAUUUUCUCAUGUGCAUCUCUUGAUCACAGGCAGCUUUAUCUUUUCAGUCUUUUCUAAAUAUAUGAACAGGUAUAAGUAAAUUAAAUUAUUUCUAAAAUCACCACCAGCGUGACAUGACAAACAAAAAAAGGUGUGGGUUAAUGCAUCAAGUGUUUCUGUGCAAGUAAAAAGGUGAUUUUUGUACCUCUUUUCAGACAAUAAAGAUAAAAGAUGUGCAGAAUCAGUUUCACAGUCUUUUUUAUCCAUUAAAAAAAGGCAUCAAGAGUCAAUUUCAGGAACAU